CUCACUGUCUGUGUCUCUCUCUCUAGCUCGCGCACGCAAAAAAUUCCCCUUUUGACUAAAAGCUUUUCACAGCUAAUUUCCAUUUGAUUUUGUUCUCUCCGUUCACUUAAAUCUUUGGUUAUCAUCUGUUUUUCUCCAACAAUUAGGCAGCUCAUAUCACUUCAACUUAAGUGGCUUGCUAUUUGCCUGCAUCAGUUCUCACCUGGAUCUCUGUCUGUCUUCCAUUAUCUGUAGAAUUCAGGGACAAAAGAUCAAACUUUCUUGUGUAGACGAAGAGGGUUUUUUUUUUUUAAAAAAAAAAUUCUUCCCCUGAUCUUUCUAUUGGUUUGUCUCGAUCACCUUUAUUUUUUUGUCUUCUGGGUCUGAUUACGGGUGCAUCUGUUUCUCUGUCUCAUUUAUGUUCUACGCAAAUAAUUGAGUAUUGUUUGAUUUGAUGAGAGGGAGAGGGCUGUUUAAGGGGUAAUCGUAGUGGGUUUUCGUUUGACCUUGUCUGUUUGGUGUUUUCUGCGUAUAGGGUAUGGUGAUUUGAUCAGUAUUAGGGUUUUUUAUCAGAUGGGUACUGGGUCAGACUCUGUUAAAGUUGUGGAGAAAUUGGGAGUGGAGACAUCUGAAAAAAGGGAGAACUUGGAUAAUAGCAAGAAUGAUAAGAGGAAAGAUUUGGAUGAGAGGGAAAGUGGGUUUUGGUUCAGAAUUAAGUUCAUGUUUGGUUGCAUCCCUUGUAGAUCAAAAGUGGACAGUUCCAUGAGUGCCAUCACCAUCACUGUAGCAGAAAGUAAACCUGCUAAUGAGAAACAAAAAGAUCAACCAGCUCCCUCUACGCCGAAUAGCAAUGCAGAGAGCACUUCUUCGACGCCUCUAAUCAGCGGGGAACUGAAGGUUUCUUCUGAACUAAGGAAGUUCAUGUUUAACGACCUCAAGUUAGCCACUAGGAAUUUCAGACCAGAGUCUCUUCUCGGUGAGGGUGGCUUUGGUUGUGUCUUUAAAGGAUGGAUAGAAGAGAAUGGAACUGCCCCUGUCAAGCCCGGUACCGGUCUUACAGUGGCUGUCAAAACGCUGAACCCAGAUGGGCUUCAAGGUCACAAGGAGUGGCUUGCUGAGAUUAACUUUCUAGGAAACCUUGUCCACCGCCAUCUAGUUAAAUUGGUUGGUUAUUGCAUUGAAGAUGAUCAGAGGCUCUUGGUCUAUGAGUUUAUGCCUCGAGGAAGUUUAGAGAAUCACCUCUUCCGGAGAACACUGCCACUUCCUUGGGCUGUCAGAAUGAAGAUAGCACUUGGUGCGGCCAAAGGUCUUGCCUUUCUUCACGAGGAGGCAGAGAAGCCAGUCAUAUAUCGCGAUUUCAAGACUUCGAAUAUCUUGUUAGAUGCGGACUAUAAUGCGAAGCUUUCAGAUUUCGGUCUUGCGAAAGAUGCUCCCGACGAGGGUAAAUCCCACGUAUCAACCCGGGUCAUGGGAACUUAUGGUUAUGCUGCCCCCGAGUAUGUUAUGACUGGGCAUCUGACAUCCAAGAGUGACGUAUACAGCUUCGGAGUAGUUUUACUCGAAAUACUAACCGGGAGAAGAUCCAUGGAUAAAAAUCGCCCAAACGGGGAACAAAACUUGGUUGAAUGGGCGAGACCACAUCUCUUAGACAAGAAAAGGUUCUACCGGUUAUUAGAUCCUCGGUUAGAGGGCCACUUCUCAAUCAAAGGUGCCCAGAAGGCUACACAACUCGCUUCACAAUGCCUUAGCCGAGACUCGAAAGCUAGACCCAAGAUGAGCGAAGUCGUCGAAGCCCUGAAGCCUCUACCGGGUCUUAAAGACUUUGCCAGCUCUUCUCAUUCGUUCCAAACCAUGCAGCCCAUGUCCAAGAAUGGGUUCAGAACACAAGGAGGAGGGUUUGUGUCGAGAAAUGGACAACCUUUGAGGAGCUUGUCCAGCCUAAACGUUCCUCAGGCAUCACCUUAUAGAAAUUCUCAUCAGUCACCAAAGCCCAAGGGGAAUGAACAAUGACUCCUCCCCAUAUUUUCAUUAUGUAACAGAUGUGUUUCUGAUCAAGAGCAUCCAGUUCAGUGGAUCGGCUGACAAGCUUUAUCAUUGGGAGACUCAUCCUUCCUGUUUCAUAGUUGCUUCUGAAUCAAAGACAGCUCGGGUGGAUGGGAUGUUUACUCAGGUAUUUUGUAACUGCCCCCGGAAAACUGCAGCUCUUGUGUUCUGAGAAGCAUAGCUCGAAGAAGACGAUGGUUUGAGAAUAUUGAAGUUGAGCAAACCGGGCAAUAUCUCGCCAUAGAAGCUGAAAGAAUGAUGUUUGUUUUGUGAAAUUUCAUGUGUAGAGUGUAAAGUUUGACAGAAUGUAUAGUUCCUUGAAGAAAAACCAUUUGACUAUGCAUCUUGGUUUUGUUCGGUUU
Tarenaya hassleriana is the source of this 2384-nucleotide messenger RNA. Its product is annotated as probable receptor-like protein kinase At5g15080. The record is from RefSeq and is a predicted model, not a curated record. Gene Ontology annotation, molecular function: protein kinase activity; ATP binding. The transcript is spliced from 6 exons. Gene Ontology annotation, biological process: protein phosphorylation. Bases 553 to 1989 code for a protein of 478 amino acids. Lineage: Eukaryota; Viridiplantae; Streptophyta; Magnoliopsida; Brassicales; Cleomaceae.